Homo sapiens (human) is the source of this 809-nucleotide messenger RNA. RefSeq names its product CLIC family member 3 (gene CLIC3). The coding region runs from base 26 to 736 and encodes 236 amino acids. Lineage: Eukaryota; Metazoa; Chordata; Mammalia; Primates; Hominidae. Gene Ontology annotation, biological process: chloride transmembrane transport. The record is from RefSeq and is marked reviewed. Gene Ontology annotation, cellular component: nucleus; membrane; cytoplasm. The transcript has 6 exons.
GCGCCUGACCGCGGCAGCUCCCACCAUGGCGGAGACCAAGCUCCAGCUGUUUGUCAAGGCGAGUGAGGACGGGGAGAGCGUGGGUCACUGCCCCUCCUGCCAGCGGCUCUUCAUGGUCCUGCUCCUCAAGGGCGUACCUUUCACCCUCACCACGGUGGACACGCGCAGGUCCCCGGACGUGCUGAAGGACUUCGCCCCCGGCUCGCAGCUGCCCAUCCUGCUCUAUGACAGCGACGCCAAGACAGACACGCUGCAGAUCGAGGACUUUCUGGAGGAGACGCUGGGGCCGCCCGACUUCCCCAGCCUGGCGCCUCGUUACAGGGAGUCCAACACCGCCGGCAACGACGUUUUCCACAAGUUCUCCGCGUUCAUCAAGAACCCGGUGCCCGCGCAGGACGAAGCCCUGUACCAGCAGCUGCUGCGCGCCCUCGCCAGGCUGGACAGCUACCUGCGCGCGCCCCUGGAGCACGAGCUGGCGGGGGAGCCGCAGCUGCGCGAGUCCCGCCGCCGCUUCCUGGACGGCGACAGGCUCACGCUGGCCGACUGCAGCCUCCUGCCCAAGCUGCACAUCGUCGACACGGUGUGCGCGCACUUCCGCCAGGCGCCCAUCCCCGCGGAGCUGCGCGGCGUACGCCGCUACCUGGACAGCGCGAUGCAGGAGAAAGAGUUCAAAUACACGUGUCCGCACAGCGCCGAGAUCCUGGCGGCCUACCGGCCCGCCGUGCACCCCCGCUAGCGCCCCACCCCGCGUCUGUCGCCCAAUAAAGGCAUCUUUGUCGGGAGUGAGGGUGUCCUGACAUCUGAAGGGC